This is a messenger RNA of Closterium sp. Naga37s-1, 786 nucleotides long. The record is from the annotation of a GenBank genome assembly. NCBI's taxonomy places the organism in Eukaryota, Viridiplantae, Streptophyta, Zygnematophyceae, Desmidiales, Closteriaceae.
AUGGGACAGAGCGCAGAUGCCCCGGGCCGAAGUGCUGCUGUCCCCUGUCAUGUCACCACUUGCCUGAUCGUCCACUUGCCGCACAGUGUCUCAGGGGUAGCAGCAGCACAGCACCUGUGUGCUGCCUGCAGGUCGCUGACUGGGCCUGAUCUCAGCAUGUUGGCACGUGCCCAAGACGGGCACGAGUGCAUUCGUCCAGCAGCCGCCAUCUCGCCUCCGCUAUCCGCCCCUGCAGCAGCAGCAGCACUGCCGCCGACGGCACCAACAUAUCCUCGCUGCUUCCUUCCCCCGCGCCUUCGCUCUUGCGUUCCCCUGUGCUGCCCCGUUCUCUGCUCCCUGCCCCACUACCCUUCCUCCUGCUGCGCCAUGCUCUGCUCGCCUCGCUGUGCUGCUUUCUUCUCCCCUCCGGCCUGUCAACCUCAUCACUCCCAUCGCCCAUGCCGCCCCUAUCCCCACCUGCCUGCCCUUGCCCCUCCCACGAAAGCAGCGCUCUCCCUCCCUCGCCCGCUUUUUUUUCCCGCGUCCCCUCUCCGCGCAUCCUCUCCCCCCUCGUCCCCUCGUUCCUCCCCCUUUCGACCGCACAGGAGAGACUCUUCCGCCGCCCCCCUCGCCCCGAACUAUCACCACCCCCGCGCGCUCACUCUCACUGCCCCUCCCCGCCUCGCUGCGAUUCCGCGCAGUACCCCCAAACCCGCGCUUCUCCGCCCCAACCCCGUUUCCCCGCGCCCGAGCAUCACUCCGCUCCGCGCGCCGCCAUCCUCCCCUCGCCGCCCUCCGCUGUAUUGA